AUGGAGAUUCCAGACAAGUUGUUGGUUGAAAUAGGAAAGGCUGUAGGGAUAGGGAACAAGAAGAAGAUAAAUUCGCUCUUGGGAUGCCGGCUACAGGCAGAAGAAGUCCAAUCAUCGUUCGAUUCAGAGUUGCUGCCCUCCACCGAUAGGGCGAGCGCAUUGCUGGGCAUUUUUGUUUCCUCAGUCCAGAAAGAUCGCUCCAGCAAUGAUAUUAUUUCAACUGUGGAAUGUUUGCAGGCACUACUAAUGGUUGCCCCGUCUUUUGAGACUCCCUUUGAAGCUACCUACAUUUUUUUGCGUCAUGCAAAGAAAGUAGAUCUUACUGAUCUCUACCUUUGUGUUUCAAGCAUACAACAAUUCUUCCAAGAAACAAUGAGUGCAUGGUCAGUCAAAAUAAGUCCGCAAUCCGUAGAAGGAACUGAAGUUGAAGGCUCGCGAACAUGGUGGAGACGAUUUGCAGAUGCCACUGCUCUGAUGAUAUACUCUCAUGCUGACGAUGAUAACUAUGAUCUCAUUUUCCAGCUAUUUUCUGGUCUGUUGCAAUCCAUAUUUGCUUCAACACGGUCCAUGGAUAUUCAAAGUUUUGAGGCUGCCGUACAGGCUGCAUUCCAUUCCAAAAGAAACGGUGCAAGCAUUAUUCAAGUCCUUCGACUCGCUAUCAUCACGUUGCCUUUUCUACGGCCUAUAGAAAUCGAGAAAAUCCAACGGUCCAUAUCCAACCAACUUUCUUCAAACACAUCCAGGCAUUUGAAUGGCAUCCCAGUAACUCUCCAACAUUGCAUGGAGCUUGUCGCAUCUAUACUACAGACUUCGUUUGUCAACGAGACAGAAGAAGUCCAACAUGAAGCAAUAAGUCGUUGGAAAGAGAUGAUUUUGCAAGCAAUGAUCAUGGCUUCAGCUGACAGUAAAGUGUAUGCUGAUUCCACUAGGAUGAUUGUAACAGGGCUCCAAGAAAUGGAUGUGGCAACCAUGACACUCUGGUGCAGUGCUCCAAUCGCAGGAGAUGUUGACAAUUUUUUCCGAUUUGAAUUGGCAUCACUGUCUCUUCUUGCUGCCUAUUCCAGUGACAUUGAUGCAGUUCAAGUGGCACUCGACGAUAGUGUUGACCAUGACACUUUGGAGCAAAGUCCUAUGAUCGCCAGCUCGGGUGACAAAGUAUUAGCUGCUCUGUUUCCUGAAAGCCCAAUGAUGAAUGGAAUCAAGCUCGAAGAAGCCAAGGUACAGAGCGAGUUGCUUCCAGUACUCGAUGGGGCUAAAUAUGUUGGUGAAGGGUUGUUUCAGGACAAAACUGGCGAUCCCAUUGAACCUAUUUUGCCCAUUGCGAGCAUCUUGCGAAAUAGUAUCACUAGGAUCAAGGAUCAUGAUUUGUCCAUAAAAGUCGAACAACCAGAGUCCUCCAUUGGCAGGCGUUUGCUAUGGGUAUUAGACAAUCUAGUCGAGAGAAAGGAGCAGACCCAGUGUAAUCGGACCGCCUUAUUCUGCUUUGCGAGUUUGUCAAUUCUGUACAUGGAAGUGACGUCGAGUCGAACGGAAGUGGUUCUGAGAAUACACAAGCUUCUGUAUGAUUCAACAGCAAACGCAGGUUCUUGGACUUACCGCGUCGGUUAUGCUCUAGUCAACUUGAUUGUGCGGUCGCUGCAGAAAUCCCAUUCUUUAUCAAAGAGAACUAAGACCGAAGUAUCAAAUGACUUCGAUCCCCUUCUUGAGUUGAUCAAUGAUUCCCUCCCUAUUCACGUGUUUUCACAUUUGGUACGGCUGCUGGCACCAACAACUUCGCAAGCAAGGAAGAGAAUACUUGACGUGUCAAAGCUUUUUCUUGGCUCCUUGUAUACGAGCUCUUGUGAUUCUGGACUGCCGCAAUCUAGGGCAAGGGCGGGCAUGCUUGGCAUUCUUGAGUUGCUCCAAGGGCCGCAGGGUUGGUGGACUCUGCAGUAUGAAGCCUGGAGGCUUUUGUCAAACGCAAUAGUAUUUGACGCACCUCAUUUGUCUUUUUCGAACCGUUCGUGGAUAUAUGGUCAAAUUGCAGAUCUAUUAGAGCAUGAUGAGUUUGACGAGCUUGCCGCCUACCAUUUUCUCCGAGCUAUGACUGUUCGAGCUUCCUACUACUUCACUAAGGAUCCGAAGACUGGAAGCACGUCUUUUGUUCUCAGACGUGCAUUCACGCCUACACCCGUCCCGCAGUCACCCCACAACUUGGAAGAAAGGCAAACCGAAGACAUUGUGUUCCUAUUUCGACUACAACUGUCUCUUCUGCAAUACGCCUUAAGCCCCCCUGACAGAUUAUCAUCAGGUAGCAGGUAUGCAAAGGAGAACUUUGCCAGGGCACGCGAAGCUUUGCUCUCGACAAUCCUAACGCCCACAGAUGGCCUUGUACAAAUGAAAGAGUUGUGUAACGAAUCCGCAUCAAUUGAAGGCGUUGACGACCCCUGGACACUAUGUCUUAACACUGUGAUGUGUCAAUUCUCGAUCAUGCUAGCUGCCCUUUUGGAUGGACCAAACCGUGUUGCCACUGCUACACCGAAAGAUGAAUCGGUAGAUUUGGAGUUGGAAACUAUGAUAAAAAAGAUCAUUUCUCAAGAACAGGCCGCUCUGGAAGAUGAAGAUACCCCACAAGUAGAUCCACAUCCACUUUGGUUGGAGCGAGAAGGUUUGCCACUUUCACUAUUCAACGGAGAGCCAGAUUUCGAAACCAACGAUGUUGCAAAGAUUCAGGUAUCUUUGCUUGAAUUUUCAAUUGUUCUUGCGCUGACUCCAAAACUCCCAUUGUACGGCCACCCAUACAUUGAUUUCCUCCACAGACGCGUGGUUCAAGCUGUUGGCGAACUUGUCGAACAGAAGUGGUCGCUUUGUGCGGGUAGCAAAGGCAGAAUCCGCUUGGGUCCUGAAACGUUACAAUCUACAGCUGCUCAAUUUUUGUCUUUGUCUGGCCGAGUCAUUCGAAAUCAUGCAUUAGCAGGACAGUGCCCCCCGCAAGAAAUCGAAAGUUUCAUUGAGCCGUCCCUAAAGUACUGCAAGUCUCUUGAGACUUUAUCCCAAAAUGACCAAUUUAUUCCUAGCAAGCAGUGCUUACUAGCUUUGUGGUCGCUCUAUCAGGUACUUGGAGGCGAAAGGGCCGCAAUUGUAUUUAUUGGACACUUAGAAAGGAAUAUGUCUUCCCAGAAUUCAAAAGAGCUACAACAUGAUCAUCGGCUAUUCACGCUUCAGACAGUUCGAACAGCUGCGGAUGUUGAUGCUGCGGUUCAAAGGGUCCGACUACAAAUCGUGACUGCAUUGAAACACUGUUUGCUAAUGCUGUCAGUGCAAAGCCAAGUCAAUAGUGGAUUCGAACCGUCUUCAUGCCAGGAUUCAAUUGAAUCUGCAUGUCAUAGUUCAAUUGAGAAAUCCGGCCAAAUCUCGCCAGACUUCCUUCUCAAUGUACUUGCUGCGCUUUCCACGGAUCUUCGAAUGGGUCUAAACGGAGAAAGUGGGGGUAUUACACCAGGACUGUUUCUUGCCUAUCUAGCGGCAAUGGAAGAAUGUGUUGUCCUACUAUACGCCAAUUCUGAUACAUUGAUGUCACCCGCAAUUAUGUCGUUUUUGAUGGAUGCUGCGAAGACACUGUGUGCCAUCAUGAAAGUGUUUCCUCUUGAGGAUGCAACACUGUUUCGGUCGACUUUUCUCAUCGCGACAGCAACAAUACCUUCGAUGUGCCGAGAGAUCCUACGAAGAACGUUUGUUGUCGAAAACAAUGGUCCGUGGGGUCCUGUUGAUCUUGCUUUCUGUAUGGACAAGAUUCUUGUAUUCGAAACACUAGCCGAAUGCGUGAGUAUUCUUCUUCGUUGGUCUGCGCUACGCAAUCCAAACUCCAUGCCCUGGGGUGAUAUUGUUGGGGAUUUCCACCUUCAGUCUCCGCAAAGUGAUCAAGACGGAGCGUUGUCUUCAGAUGAAAGCACAUCAUUUAAACCUGUUCCAACGGUCGUCCACAUUCAACCUGAAGGGGCUGGUACGCAUCAAGGUGAGGCGUCGAAGCUUCGUUUGCAGACAAAAGAAUCAUGGUCGUGGGCCUUGUCUUGUAGCUUCCUUUCAUUAGAAGAGAAGUGGCAAGAAUGUGGGCGCGUAAUGACAAAUGGCGAAAUUGGCGAUUCGAACAUUAUCCCGAAGUGCUCGGGGAUCGCGAUUGAGUUCUAUCGCGAGCGUCAAGAGGAGCUGCUGCAGUCUCUGCGUUACCUGUCCAAGCUUUUUGUUUCCACGAACUCAGAAGCGACUGGUGACCAAACUUCCAAGCAUGUAGUGCUUGAAAUGAUCGCAUUGAAUCUUCCAAGUGCUCCAAGAUAUAGGUUAUGCUGUUUGUUGCUGAAUGUUUUGAGAGCCCUAGUCAGGGCUGUGGAACUGAUUGAGGUAAAUUUGCGUGAUACAAAUACGAAGAAAACCGAUUCGAUAAAUAGCAUAGGUUGCGCUGAAGCAAUUUGCUGCUUGUCGGCUUGGCUGUGUAUCUCCAAUAUGGAUGCAACAGAUGUAACUGUAGGAAUCUGCCAUUGGUACUCGAUCUUGACCAGAAGGCUUCCUCGCGAGACAUCUUCGAACGGAAAACAAGAAUCAAAAGAUGAGAUGGAAAGGUUAUCAAAACUUUUGGCCUUGGUCGGGCAUCUUCAGGUGAGGGUCAGAAAGUUACAAAGAGUAUUGAAAACAACACAAUUGGCCAAUUCGAUAGCAGAUAAGCUUUUCACUGAAGGUACAUCGGAAAUGGUACCGCUAAUAGCGAGCAAACUGUCAAUGAUUAGGAAGGAAAGCAAGUUGGAAGGUGGGCAAAGUGCAUUUCCAGAGUUUCCAGAAAGCAGCGAUGACACACAACAGAAACAAAAACGAGCCAAGACCGAGAACAAGAAAAGAAAACGAAAGUCACCAAUCGCACGAAGUCGCAAUCGGGUGGUUGACAUGUUCUUGAGUUUAGAUGACGAUAUCGCCGAAGAUCGUAAGGUCAAUACUGAUGCCUUUGUCGACUUGGAGGAUUUCUUGGUCGAGGGAUGA
Molecule: messenger RNA, 5007 nt
Organism: Cylindrotheca closterium
Lineage: Eukaryota; Bacillariophyta; Bacillariophyceae; Bacillariales; Bacillariaceae
Source: the annotation of a GenBank genome assembly